AUGGAUUCUAUCACAAGCUCGAUAAUCGCCAUCGCCCUUAUUCUGGCAUUUUCAGUAAUCAGUAUGUAGUUUGCCGGUGGGAACUUACUAUACUAAUUGACCAAGAAUAACCCACUAAGGAGCCAUUCUUGGUCUGCCAGAAAAAAUUUUGAUAAAAAGAUCCUAAUCUGCCAUUGCCACUGAGUUUUGGUGUUUCCAAAAUUUUUUGGGCAAGCCAAAUGCAAUAAAAAAAUUGUUCUUUUGCGAUGAUGCAUUUGGCUUGUCAAAAAAAUUUGGAAACACCAAAACUCAGUGGUAAUGGCAGAUUAGGAUCUUUUUGGCCAUUACCACUGAGUUUUGAUGUUGCCAAAUUUUUUUGACAAGCCAAAUGCAUCAUCGCAAAAGAACAAUUUUUUUUAUUGCAUUUGGCUUGCCCAAAAAAUUUGGAAACACCAAAACUCAGUGUAAUGGCAGAUUAGGAUCUUUUUGUCAAAAUUUUUUCUGGCAGACCAAGAAUGGCUCCAUAGUGGGCUAUUCUUGGUCAAUUAGUAUAUCUUAUUUAAAUCAGGGAUUCAGUGUAAAAUCCUUUCGUUUCAAAGGAUUUAUUUCAAAAAUCCCAAUUCCUCCUUUGGUGAUUUUAAAGUAGCUUGGAAUGAUAUUAGGUGGAAUAAUAGCAGGCAACUUGCUUCACAGAGAAAUAUCUCUCCUUGAUCCUGCUUGGGCAUUGCAAAUCAGAAAUAUUUCGAUUGCUGUGAUCUUAUUGAAAGCAGGCUUAGGGCUAGAUGUCCAAAAGUUAAAAGCUUCAAGUGGAGGCAUUCUUCGUCUUUCCAUAGUCCCGCAAGCUUUCGAAGCCUUAAUAAUUGCUCUAUUAUAGCCCUUACAAUAAUUAUUUAUUUUUUUUUAGCAGGAAAAUUGCUUUAGCCUAUAAAAAACUAGACUAUUGAUUGCUAAAAAAUGCAGAUAUUAAUGAGAGUGGUAUAUCAUUUCUCAUUUUUGACUUAUCUUGGUCUUUUGGCUUUGCUAUGGGCUUUAUGAUCGCUGCUGUAUCUCCAGCUGUGCUUAUUCCUUGCCUAAGCGAAUUAAUUCGUGAUGGGUAUGGGCUGGGAUCUGGAAUCCCAAGCAUUCUGAUGGCUGCAAACAGUCUGGACAAUGUCAUUGCCAUUGCUUGUAAUUCCUAAUUAGUAUUUGGAGUGCUAAUAAAUAUUGGGCUCGGAGGCUCAGGAGAUUCUCUUAUUUUUGGAAGUAACAAUACAGCAUAUUAUGCGUCAAUUGGGCCUUUGAUUGCUGUUGGCGGCAUAAUUGCGGGGAUUAUUUUGGGGAUAUUUUUUUUUCUUUUAACGAAAUUAAAUGACUGGGUAAAAGGAAUUAUCAUUGCACUGGUAUCAUAUGGACUUGUAUAUGCUGCGUCUUACUUAAAUAUUUCUGGUUUAGGGUACCUCGGAGUCGUAAUAAGCUCAACUUUUGCCGCAGUAAAAUGGGGAAAAGACUCAACUGCAAAAGUAGCUCGAGUUAUAACACUGAUAUGGAAAGUAUUCCAAUAUGCAUUAUUUGGACUGGUAGGAACUACCUUUUACUUCCCUCAAUUAUCAGGUGACACUGUCGGUGAAUGUUGUGCAAUAAUAAUUAUAGGCUCGUUUGUAAGAAUUGUUACUGCUUACUAUUCAGUUAGCUGGAGCAAGCUCGCAAAUAAAGAAAAAGCAUUUGUAGGGAUCGCGUGGCUGCCUAAGGCGACAAUUCAAGCGGCAUUAGGAGGAGUUUUAUUAGCAAAGGCUGAAAGUGAUGAUAAAUAUGAUAAAUAUAAAGAGGAUGGACUUAUUAUACUGACUGGAUCUGUGUUCAGUAUUCUUCUGACAGCCCCUAUAGGGAGUAUUUUGCUGACUCUGUUUGGACCAAAGCUGCUUCAAAAGUCUGUAAAUGAGUCCAAAACUAAUAAAGAAGCUUUUUCCCCUUUGCAAGGCUCUAAAGCAAUUCAAAAAAUUGCUCCAAAACCCAAAGGAAGAAGGUUGAGUGAUGAUCUUAGCGAAGAUCUCGAGUAUGCCAGGUAUUAUAUGAGCUCAGAAGAUAUGGUAAGAUCGGAUAUUGAGUCAAUGAGAAGGAAUAGUUUGUAG
Blepharisma stoltei is the source of this 2087-nucleotide messenger RNA. The record is from the annotation of a GenBank genome assembly. NCBI's taxonomy places the organism in Eukaryota, Ciliophora, Heterotrichea, Heterotrichida, Blepharismidae.